AUCAUUAUUUACUUUCUCUGUCUUAACUAAAUAACCUAAAAUACUAAAUAUGAGUUUUAUGAAUUUGUAAAUAAAUAACUUUAUUAUAAUAAAAAAUGAGUAUUUUAAUAAAAUAUUACAAGCCUGGAGGCUUUAACAUUGCCUUGAAUACAAUAUGGCGAUGCAACUCGACCGGCACAGAUGUUGCAGUAAAUAAAAUUGAAGAGGAUGAAGAAUUCCGUGUCUUAGAUAUUUUAAAGAAAAGGCAGAGGCUACAGAGAAGAGUAAAUAAAAGAGCUGAUAUACAGCCAGAUAGGGCUGACAGAAUGGCCACAGAUCAAAAUUGGGGUAAUGUCUGGCCAGGACCAAAAACUUUUCACCCAUCAUCUGUUCCUUUACCAUUACGCCAAGGGUAUGUACCUAAAGGCCAAGCACCACCUGGCAAGAAAGCCAAUGCUGAACUCAUGAAGGUUCCCAACUUCCUGCAUCUCACACCCCCUGUUGUUAAAGCCCAAUGCGAAUCUAUUAAGCAAUACUGCACAGAAUGGCCAAAACUCCUAAACUCUGAAGAGGCAAUAGAACGCCACUAUCCUGUAGAAGUUAUAACAUCUGAUUACUGUCAUGCUAGUCCAUCGAUUCGUAAUCCGUUAGCUCGUAUAGUGACUUUGAGGGUUAAGCUAUCAACUUUAAACCUCGACAAGCAUUCUCGUGACAAAUUCAUAAGGUUAGUUGGUAAUCGUUAUGACGAAGCUACAGAUUUGGUAACGAUUACAGCAGACCGCUGUCCAGUCAGGAAGCAAAACCAGGAUUACGUAAAUUAUUUGCUGACAGCAUGCUAUCAUGAGUCUUGGAACCUUGAGGAGUGGGAACGAGAGAAGAUGGAAGAAGACAUGGAAUAUUAUAACUGGGAUAAGAAUCCCUCGAAAAGGAAUCUAGUGAAAUGGUACUUAAAGACGCAGAACCAGAGUACAGAUUUGGCAGAGGAUGAGUUAACAAAUUUUGACGUAACACAAAUACCAAAUGGGGAGGAAUAUAAAGUAGCAGUAUCCAGUUACAUGAAUGAUGGUGAAAGUGCGGAAACCGUGGAGAAGUACGGCGAAGCUGUUAGGAAGUUAUUAGGGUUGCCACAAAAAAAAAUUGUAGAAUAGAAAUUUGUAAUUAAUAUAGAUUUAGUAUAUAA
Molecule: messenger RNA, 1159 nt
Organism: Achroia grisella
Lineage: Eukaryota; Metazoa; Arthropoda; Insecta; Lepidoptera; Pyralidae
Gene: mRpS35
Product: small ribosomal subunit protein mS35
Exons: 2
Coding region: 96-1127 (343 amino acids)
Biological process (GO): mitochondrial translation
Cellular component (GO): mitochondrial small ribosomal subunit
Molecular function (GO): structural constituent of ribosome
Source: RefSeq, a predicted model, not a curated record